Molecule: messenger RNA, 2463 nt
Organism: Saccostrea echinata
Lineage: Eukaryota; Metazoa; Mollusca; Bivalvia; Ostreida; Ostreidae
Product: frizzled-1-like
Exons: 2
Coding region: 125-1906 (593 amino acids)
Biological process (GO): canonical Wnt signaling pathway; non-canonical Wnt signaling pathway
Cellular component (GO): plasma membrane
Molecular function (GO): Wnt-protein binding; Wnt receptor activity
Source: RefSeq, a predicted model, not a curated record
UAAAUAGUUUCUAGAUCCCCAUUUCACGCAGGUUUGUGCUUGGUAUUCCAGGUCAUUGAUCUAGAAACUUUCGAAAUUCUAAUUCAAUUCACCGCACAAAGACAGGAGAAGAAGAUGCACAUAGAUGAUUCAUGACCAUGUCUUAAUAUUGAUUACCUGGAUAUUGGCUCAAACCAGCGGAUUAUUUACAAAAAUGGCAGCUUUAAAAGUAGUGUGUUUUGUUACGUUUCUUCUCUCGGUUUGCUUUAUUGUAAAUGGACAGAAAAUGUUUCAACCACAUGCAAAAUGCCAACUGAUAUCGAUUCCUCUGUGCAAAGAUUUGCCGUAUAAUUAUACGAUCAUGCCAAAUCUAUUGAACCAUCAAAAACAAGAAGACGCCGGAUUAGAGGUGCAUCAAUUCUUUCCUCUUGUGAAGGUCCAGUGCAGCCCUAAACUGAAAUUUUUCUUGUGCACAAUGUAUGCACCCGUGUGUACAGUGCUAGAAGAGGCUAUUCCACCCUGUCGCUCUAUGUGUAAUGAGGCUAGGAAUGGAUGUGAAUCAUUAAUGAAUAAAUUUGGAUUUGAAUGGCCGGACAGUUUAAAAUGUGAAAAAUUUCCGGAGAGUGGUAUGUGUGUUGGAGAAAAUAGAACUGAUCCAGUGGAGUCUACACCCCAUCCUCCUGAUGGAAAUGGAGGUGGGAAUGAUCGCGAUGAACAUUUUCCAGGAUUUAUUCCUGAUGAUGAAGAAAAUAAGUAUAGACCAGGGUACGGGGGAGACCACAAGGGUGAUGUGGUCAACUCCUACAAAACGUGUCCCAUAAAAUAUCGUAUUUCUCUAGGAUUUGACUACCGCUUAAAAGUUGGAUCUACAGUGUACCCGGAGUGUGGUGCCCCAUGUGAAAACAUGUAUUUCAAUGAACACGAGCGACACUUUGCCAAAUUAUGGAUAGGUGUUUGGUCAAGCAUAUGUUUGGCUUCUACACUGUUCACUGUCUUAACCUUUUUCAUUGACAUGACCCGCUUUCGUUAUCCUGAACGUCCAAUCAUAUUUUUGUCUGGAUGUUACUUCAUGGUUGCUCUAGCAUAUGUAAUUGGAUUUUCUCUUGACAAAGAGGCAGCAGCAUGCAACAGAUUUAAAAACAGACCAGAAACGGUGCUUAUAACUACACAAGGAACUAAAAAAGAAUGGUGUACUAUUCUUUUCAUGAUGAUGUACUUUUUCAGCAUGGCCUCCUCAAUUUGGUGGGUCAUUUUGACCUUGACCUGGUUCCUGGCAGCAGGAAUGAAAUGGGGUCAUGAGGCUAUAGAGGCCAACUCCCAAUACUUCCAUCUUGCUGCUUGGGCAGUGCCUGCCAUCAAAACCAUUGCCAUUUUAGCCAUGGGUCAAGUGGAUGGGGACACACUUAGUGGGAUUUGUUUCACUGGAAUUUUCGAUGUGGAUGCACUGAGGGGAUUUGUGUUGGCCCCAUUAGUUGUAUAUUUAUUAUUAGGAACUUCUUUCUUAUUAGCUGGAUUUGUUUCGCUCUUUAAAAUCCGCACCAUUAUGAAAAGUGAUGGAACAAAAACAGACAAGCUGGAAAAAUUAAUGGUCCGUAUUGGAAUUUUUUCAGUAUUAUACACUGUGCCAGCUACCAUUGUAAUUGCAUGUUACUUUUAUGAACAAGCAUCUAGAGACACUUGGAUGUUACAUUGGUUUACAAAAGAGUGUUUAGCAUCCUCAACAGAUGCUCCUCCCGAAGGCAUUGAACUGCUGAAGUCCGGGGACAAACCAUGGCCUGACUUCAAUGUGUUUAUGAUCAAGUACUUAAUGACUGUCAUUGUCGGAAUUACCUCAGGGGUUUGGAUUUGGACUGGAAAAACCCUCAGUUCAUGGAAGAGGUUUUAUGCCAAAAUUUGUGGGUCUAACAAACGUGAAAGUAACGUGUGAAAACCUUCUUUGGAUGGAAAGCAAAAUGAAAACCUUAGUGGACUUCAUUAAAAUUUACAGAUCUAUUGUAAAUUGAUUGAGAAGCAUGUUGUCAGUGAAAUGCUGUAAUAUGUUGACUUACUAAUUUGUACACCUUCCAAAGAUGCCAUUACAUAGCUCUCUUGAGAAUUUAAGUUGAAUUCAUCAGGUGAAAAAUUCAAUUAUGUGAAUACUUGCUGCAUGAGUGACUGUGCUAAAAUAAUUUAACUGCCAUAAGAGUACACAUUCAGCGAUAAUGUACAUGUGUGUGAGAUUGUUCAUGUGUAAUUGUCUCAAGUUUAUAUAUUAAUUUGUGUGGUAAAUGAACAUAUGCAUCUUGUAUCUCUUUUAAGUUCUUUUCAUGUGCCAAAAUCUGUGUUAAAAUAGGAAAAUGAAAAAAAAAAAAGUUUUGUGAUUUCUAGCUUGAUAAUUGCAUGAACAAAAAUAUUUUGAAUUAUGUAAUAUAUUACUUUUUUUAUCAUUGAUACAGUUUGAACAAAUGGAAAAUGCAAAUAAUUUGGUAUUCAAAUAAUUUGGUA